Molecule: messenger RNA, 3213 nt
Organism: Haliotis rufescens (red abalone)
Lineage: Eukaryota; Metazoa; Mollusca; Gastropoda; Lepetellida; Haliotidae
Product: PHD finger protein 24-like
Exons: 7
Coding region: 562-1860 (432 amino acids)
Source: RefSeq, a predicted model, not a curated record
GGACAGAUGCUUACACGGGAUACAAGGCGACCGUCAAACCCACACAGUCACAGGCCUUGUAGAGCGUAUCUCGGGGAGCUCGCCGCCCCAGUCACGUCCAACGUUGGUGUAGUGCGACUAGCAGUACCAAAACCCGAGUUGCUGGGUACUUGUUGGGAUGGAGACUGCCCCGCGCCGACCUCUUCUACAGACUGGCUAUGUGUGUUAAAGUUCACCAAAGAGGUGAAAUGACUGUGAUUGUGUUAAUGGCUUGUUUUCCCAUGGUCACACUACUGUGUGCUCCUGAGAGUUGUUGGGAUUUGGACUUGACCACUUAUUUGCUGUGAACGAUCGGCUUCAUUCAGUUGAUCUACAUUCAUACGUGCUUCUUCACAUCGACCUGUACGUAUUUUCAACAACGCUGCUCUAGGGAGAAGAUCAAGUUUAAGCACCACCUGUAACACUACUCCAACAUCUACUCGAAACCGGAAAGCACAACUGGUUUAUUUACGUACAACACUUUCCAUAUUUAACUUUGAACAGUCGGCAGUUGACAAGGUUGAUUUGUGGUCAAUCUGCGCCAUGGGUUCCGCGUCUUCCCGUAGGAAAUCCAACAAAAGUAAGAUAAAGACAGUCACAUUGUCUGAAUCAGCUCACGGGUCUGGAAAGGGGAAGGGGAGCUCCAAAAAGGGCGGGAAAAGCAAGAAAAGCUGCGUCAACAACAGCAGCAACGACAUCAUCCCCUGGGACUCGCAGAGCAGCAGCGUCAAGGUGACGGACAGGACGCGAGUAUUCCAGAGAAGCAAGUCGGAACCGGCAGUGAAGAGCAACCUCAACAGCUCCCUCUCUACCUCUCUACGCUUCAGUGACUUCUGUAAGAUAGUGCGGAAAGAGAGGGUGGAAACGGAUGAGAUCAAACCCAUUUACAUUCCGUACACUACGACGCACAAGUUGACGCCCGACAGUCUUUGCCACAUUUGCAGUGUAUAUACCGGAAGUGAGGUAUACUCAUGCGCCGUGUGCUAUCGUGUGUACCAUGAGAGUUGUUUGUCAAAAAUCGGCCAAUGCCAGAACGAGGCUGUGAGGUACCUGCAUGCCAGCCAAUCCGCAUCCGGUUGGAGUUGUCAUCUUUGUGACACUGUAAGCAACCUGCUGACGGAAGAAGAGAUGAUAGGACUUCUCGACAUGUUCCGCAAGUGUAACGUCACAGCAGGUGAAGAUCUCACCAGAGAUCAAUAUUUCUCCUACCGGAAGCAGCACUACAAAGGGCAGCUGGGAACGGAAAUGACGUCAGAUGAGCUGAGGGAUGAGCUGCUCGUUGUCAGUCAACUAAGCAAAGGGUUAACUGGCCGUGUCUCCUGGAGCAACUUCCUUAAUCACGAAUCUCUCAAAGUGCUUGAAAGAAGAAAUAAAAACUCCCUGGUCCGCUACCUGAGCGACCCCGAGAUUGAGUGUGCCAGACAGAUGGUCAAACCACGCGACAAGACUGGACGGGGGGACGUAUCUCGCGACGAUUUACUGCGUCUGACGUCACAGUUUGAUCAGAUAUUCCACGUGACCUACAGACAAGACAAGAUAAUAUUUGCCGACGACGACCUCACAGGCUCCGUCAACUGGGAACGAUUCCUCAAGGAUGUGUCAAUAUUCCUAAUUGCGGGGAGACUAAACAUCUUCAGACAGGCAGUAGCAGAAGCUAAGAAGUGCGCACACGAAGAGAUGAUCUCCCAGGAAACGGUAGCCAAGUCCACCUCUUCUGUUACCAUAACAACCAAACCAACGAAUCGCAAGGUGACGUCAAGAUCGCUGUACGUGAUCAACAGCGCCUAUGGACGACUUCUAGGGGACGCUCGAGCUCAGAAGAGGCCAAUGUCUUUGGCAUAGGCCCAUGUUUUGGGGCUACUGGAACGACUUUAGUGUGUGAGGAUUGCACACACAUCCCUGUAAGCUGCUUUAAGCAACGAGACAGCAACGUGGACAAAACAAGCCGACCCGUAAAUGUUACCACCAAAACGCUACCGUAAAGCUAUGAGACCAUGGGCCAUGUGGUCUGUAUUACCACUGUACAGAGACAUUAUUCAUGUUGUCAUAGGGAGAUGAUAACAAUGUUGAAACCUCCUUAAGUUUCUGAAUCACUUUCAGUGAUGGGGUAUGGUAUUGCCACUUUUAGCUCUACUCCAGCAACAUCACUAAGCUACCACACCGCCCACUUUGUUUAAGAAUAUUUAUGAUACAUAAAUAAAUUAUUUCCUAGUUAUGAUAAUAAACUAUUUGUAGUAGACAAUUUACCUUACACAUUACCAAUUGAGUACAUUUGUCUAACUUGUUGAUGCUGCAGAUGUAAUAAUGUCCGUGUCAACAUACAGACUACCACAUUGAUACGGACAUGCGGCACAUAGUUUAUAUUCAGCCCCAAAUCCCCACAGACUGCAUGACCGAGUCAGCCUCACCACUGGUUUUUGGGGGUCAUUAUGGGUCAUUAUGAUGAAAAUGUUCUCGCAGUAUUUUUGCAUUGAUUUUUAUACUUUUGUUUGAAUCAUAAUAUAUUUCAGCGCAUGAAGAGAAGAGUAAAAAAAAUUUGGAAUAUGUAUUUAGAAGUGAACGCCUUUUGGGGGGGGGGGGGGGGGCAAUGUUUUUUAAUUUAUAUCACAGACCCUCAGAAUAUCAAAUGGUCGGAUCCUAUAAGACCUUUAUUCAAGGUUUAACUGUGUAAAAUAUUGAUGAGUGUGAUAAAAGGGGCAUUUGGAGCCUAAAGGUAAAGCACAGUUGUAGAAUCGAGCAAACAUGUGAGCAGAUAUUGUUAUGAGAGUUAUGUCGUAUGUUGAUAUAAAUGAGACUUUGUUAGUUCCAACAGUUUCAUGUGUGGGACUUAUUUCAAGACAAGGGGUGGUCGGGAAGCCUAGUGGUUAAAGCGUUAACCUCUCGUCACGCCGAAGACCCGGGUUCGAUUCCCGACAAUGGUACAAUGUGUGAAGCCCAUUUCUGGUGUCCCCCGCCGUGAUGUUACUAAAAGCGGCGUAAAACCAUACUCACUCACUCACUAUUUAAGGACAAAGUGUACAGGUAAGGAUGAAUUGAAUAAAAAGAUUGAUUUGGGAGUUUUCAGGAAGCAUUUACCAAUAUUUGAAAAUGAGCAAGUCCUUGACACAAGCUGAUUUUCAUGAGGAGAUGUACAAAAAAAAUCCUAAACAGACAUAUAGUAAAAGUUUCAUUUUCGGUUACGGUCUUGCUCGUACG